UUCACAAGGUUUUUCAUUCUUCUGAUUUUUCAAAGCCGCAGAACCUUUCAUAACAGUAUGACAAGUUUCAACCGUGAUUCUCUUUCAUCACAAUCUGUUCCCAGUUCAACAAAGCUUCAAGCCAUUAUAUCAGGAAAAGAAGUAACAGACUCAAAAGACAAAAACCUAGUACCAACACAAACUUUGUUACCUAUGAAAAAGAACAGUGGUAACGAGGUUGUUAAGAAGAAAAGGGAAACAAAGAGUUUAUCAGAACUUGAAUUGGAGGAAUUAAAAGGGUUCAUGGAUUUGGGUUUUGUUUUCUCAGAGGAAGAUAAAAAUUCAAACUUGGUUUCAAUUAUUCCUGGGUUAAGAAGACUUGGGGAGAAAGAUGAAGAACAAAAAGAAGAAGAUGUUUGUGAUGAGUCUGUGAUUCAAAGACCUUAUCUCUCUGAAGCUUGGGAAGUUGAUGAGAGAGAAAAAGUGAACUCUUUGAUGAAUUGGAAAGUCCCUGCUAUGAAGAAUGAAGUUGAUAUAAAAAAGAGUCUCAGAUUGUGGGCACACAAUGUUGCUUCUAUUGUUAGAUUAGAAUUGAGAUGAUGCAGUUGACACAUAGUUCAUGAAUUAUUUUAGUUUUAGGAUAAAUAUCAUACAAAUAGUUUGGUUUUUUUGUUUUAGGUUCAUGAUAAUGCAGCAUUUUUUCUUGGGUAUUUAGUUGUCAAUCUUUUUCUGAAAUUUGGAAUUUCAUUGUUAUUUAAAAUUUUAACAGAAAGAAAUGAAAUUUAAUUCAGCAACUGAGAUCUAUUAAUGGGAUGUUUACGGAA
Messenger RNA from Vicia villosa (hairy vetch), 803 nucleotides. RefSeq lists its product as uncharacterized. The record is from RefSeq and is a predicted model, not a curated record. Lineage: Eukaryota; Viridiplantae; Streptophyta; Magnoliopsida; Fabales; Fabaceae. The transcript has a single exon. The coding region runs from base 58 to 579 and encodes 173 amino acids.